CAGCUCUAGUUGAAGUGUGUGUGUUUAUGUGUGUGUACUGGUUGUUACUGCACCGUGGGAGAGACUUAUUGCAUGUCAUCUAAGUAUUUGGAGGAUCGAGUGGAUCAAGGUUCUCUACACACCUGGAGUAUCUCCGAACAUCGCUGCUGAAGUCGUCGUAGCUGAAAUGGAGAGCCGGUGGUGGUUGGUGUGUUUGUGUCUCGCUGCUGUGGCUGACGAAACCCGACAAAACUCGAUGAGCUGCGAUAGAGUGCACAAACUUCUGCAGCUGCAGCAGAUCGACACAACUGGUCUACUAAACACACCCGGGACAGAAUCGGAUCUUCAGGUGUGUCUCAGCCGCGGCGCGACCUGCUGCACGAGGAAGGUGGAGGAGGAGUACCAGACAGCAGUGCAUCAGGACUUCCAGAACCUUUUGCAGACCUUUAGUUCCAACCUAAAGUCACUCAUCACGCAAAGUAUCGCUGCCUUACAAGAAACACUAGACUCUGUGGCACGUGAAGUACAGAGCCACACCUCUGCCCUCUUGAGAGUUUUAUACGGCGACCUCGGCUCGCGUGCUUCCUCUCCGUUGGCCGAACUCUUUACCGAUGUUGGUCUUUUUCUGCUGGGGGCGGAGCUUAACCUAGAAGAAGCAACACAACGUUUUUUCCAAGCACUUUUCCCAUUGGUCUAUGACCAGCUUGAGAAGCGAGACAUGGCACCUUUGGAUCCUGUCUACCAAGAGUGUGUACGUUCAGUCGGGCGUCGCUCAGCGGCCUAUGGUAACGCCCCGAUACGCCUCGCUGCGCUGGUGUCGCGUGCUUCGGAGACAGAGCGCACGUUUCUGCAGUCGAUGCACCUCGCGGCUGAGGUCAUCAACACCACAGACCACGCUCAGCCAAGCCGCGAGUGCCGACGAGCCUUAAUGCGCAUGCGUUACUGUCCGCUGUGCCAGGCCCUGACGGACAGUAAGCCGUGCAUGGGUUACUGCCUGAAUGUGCUGCGUGGCUGCCUCGCCAGUCUUGCUGAGCUCGAUGCCCACUGGCAAGAAUUUGUGCGCUCGCUGGAGGCGCUCUCGGCACGCAUGCAAGACGGGGACGAGCUCGAGCGCGUUAUUGCAACGAUCCCGCCACUCAUCACCGAUGCUGUAGCACACAUGAGCAAGAACGCUGCCAAACUCAAAUCACAGGUCCAUAGUCUGUGUGGAGAACCUGUACACUUUGGUCACAUCCAACAGAGACCCGUAAGCGACACACUACAUCUCGAAACCCCAGAGAAAACCCCAGAAGACACCCUGAGUCACAAAAGAAGGGAAUUCCUGACAUCUCUACGUCACUAUCGGGCAUUUUACGGCGGUCUGGCCGACCAGAUGUGUGUUCGAGAGUUGGCGUCAACUGACGGACUCGCCUGCUGGAACGGAAAUGACGUGGUCAAGAGCUAUACAAAGCGCGUUGUGGGCAGCGGAAUACGAGCCCAGGCACAAAACCCAGAGGUUCGCGUGAAGGAGGCUGAUCCGGUCAUCCACCAGGUCAUCGACAAGCUAAAGCAUAUCAACCAGCUCCUGCAGGGACAUUCUAUUCCUAAACUUGGCACUCUGGACCAGAUCGAGAUGGGCAGUGGGGACGUGGACAUCAUGUUCAGCGGACAAUGUGAUGAUGAAGAUGGCUGCUGGGGGUCCGGAGAUGGAGCUGGAGAAACCUGGGUUGCUAACCCGCCUGAAUCGAGCGAUCAGGCGCCUGAUGAAAACCCACACCACAGCUCACGUGCAGAACCUGUUGGAGACACACUCCGGGCUUCGGGCUUCAGGAGCACCCCAAGUGCUGUAUCACUUCUCAGUACAGUAUACACAAUGCUAAUGUUCUGGAGGUAACCCCUGAACACACCCCUGAAUUUGGACGCAGUAAAGACUCUGACACCUUAUUCCUUUCUUAUCUUUUUUUUUUUCUCCAUGAACUUGUAACACAUUUUUAUUUUCUGACUUUUUUUUCUUGCCACUCGCUCUAUAAUGCUACUCAGUUCUGGAGUCAACAAAGUGAACCCUGAGAUGUUCCUGGUGUUUCCAUACAGAUGAGGGCAGAUUUAAACGGUGUAGGUGAUGAUUAUGGGGGCGGGGCUAUGCUCCUGAGGGAGGACGAUUGACAGCUCGAGGGCACGCCAAUGACCCGCGAGUUUCUGACAAGAAAAGGAAAAAAAAGGAAGGUGGAGGAAAUACACGGAGAAACAUAAAGAACAUUCUGGAGCACAGAUUUGAAUCAGGUUAAGGAUGACCUUUAAUGUCUAAAUAUUCAUUAGUAUUAAAAUGACUAUACAGAUGAAGCAGAGCUCGAUUCAAUCAGUGAGGUGGUUUGAAAUGUGUACACACGUUUUAGUCUAGACAGACAGACAGACAGACAGCUGGGAAGGGUGGAUUGAUCAAGAGGGACAUUAAGACAAACGAAUACAGAGCUUUCUUUUAAGUUUGCUUCCAUUCAGAAUGUACUGUGCAAGAUAAAUAGGCAGACAGACAUUUUAUGUAAGUAGACAGAUAGACAUAUGGAUAGUUAAACAGACAUAAAAUAGAACUACAUCAGACAAAACAUGGACAGACAAAACUAUGGACCCAGACAUAUUGGUGGGUGAAUGAAAAGUACAUAUAAGCAGUCAUAUACAAUAGGUAAGUGGACAGACAUAUAGUUAGGUAGGUAGACAGACAGAAAUGUAAUACUUGUACAUUAUAGACAUAACACAGACAUACAUAUAGUCAAGUCAAGAAGCUUUUUCUUUUUGACAGACAUAUAGGUAGUUAAACAGAGAGACAGACAGACAUGUAGGCAUGUAGUCAGACAGACAUGUGGGUAGAGACAGAGGUACAGACAGAUAUACAGUGCCCUCCACAAUUAUUGGCACCCCUGUUUAAGAUGUGGUCGU
Molecule: messenger RNA, 2889 nt
Organism: Silurus meridionalis
Lineage: Eukaryota; Metazoa; Chordata; Actinopteri; Siluriformes; Siluridae
Gene: gpc5a
Product: glypican 5a
Exons: 9
Coding region: 167-1852 (561 amino acids)
Biological process (GO): cell migration; positive regulation of canonical Wnt signaling pathway; regulation of protein localization to membrane
Cellular component (GO): cell surface; extracellular region; plasma membrane
Source: RefSeq, a predicted model, not a curated record